Messenger RNA from Copidosoma floridanum, 1617 nucleotides. It is a transcript of the gene verm, whose product is annotated as LDLa and CE4_CDA_like_1 domain-containing protein vermiform. The record is from RefSeq and is a predicted model, not a curated record. Gene Ontology annotation, molecular function: chitin binding; protein binding. NCBI's taxonomy places the organism in Eukaryota, Metazoa, Arthropoda, Insecta, Hymenoptera, Encyrtidae. Gene Ontology annotation, cellular component: extracellular region. Gene Ontology annotation, biological process: carbohydrate metabolic process.
AUGUCGCCGAGGUUGCUCUGUCUAGGGAUCGUUUGCCUGCUCCUCCUGACCGGAGCGGUGCGAGCACAAGACGAGGAAGGCGAUGGUAUCGACGCCAAUGCCGACGAGCUAUGCCAAGAUAGGCCGGGAGACGAGUACUUUCGGCUGACCACCGAUGGUGACUGCCGCGACGUCGUCAGGUGCGACAAAGCCACCGAGAUAGGUGUGACGAGGCUUGCCACGGUGAGGUGUCCCACGGGCUUGGCCUUUGACAUCGAACGCCAGACCUGCGACUGGAAGACCAACGUCAGGAACUGCGACCAACUCGAGAAGCCGCGCAAAGUCUUGCCGAUCCUCAAGACCGACGAGCCCGUCUGUGCGGAGGGCAAAUUGUCCUGCGGCAAUGGCGAGUGCGUCGAGAAGGAGCUCUUCUGCAACGGCAAGCACGACUGCAAAGACGAGUCCGACGAGAACGCAUGCACCGUGGAGACGGACCCGAACCGCGCACCCGACUGCGACCCGACCCAGUGCGUGCUACCCGAUUGCCAUUGCUCGGCCGACGGUACGCGCGUCCCGGGUGGUCUUGAGCCAAGCCAGGUGCCCCAGAUGAUAACGAUCACGUUCAACGGUGCCGUGAACAUCGACAACAUCGACCUCUACGAGGAGAUAUUCAACGGCCACCGCAUGAAUCCCAACGGGUGCCAGAUCAAGGGCACCUUCUUCGUCUCGCACAAGUACACGAAUUACUCGGCCGUCCAGGAUUUGCAUCGAAAGGGUCACGAGAUAGCCGUGUUCUCGCUUACGCACAAGGACGAUCCGCAGUACUGGACGCAAGGCUCAUACGACGACUGGCUGGCCGAGAUGGCCGGGGCAAGGCUGAUCAUAGAGAGGUUCGCCAACAUAACCGACAGCUCGAUCAUCGGGGUGAGGGCGCCUUAUCUCAGAGUUGGCGGUAACAAGCAGUUCGAGAUGAUGGCCGAUCAGUUCUUCAACUACGACGCCUCCAUCACCGCGUCGCUCGGCCGAGUGCCCAUCUGGCCGUACACCCUCUACUUCCGCAUGCCCCACAAGUGCAACGGCAACAGCGGCAACUGUCCCUCCAGGUCACAUCCAGUCUGGGAGCUAGUGAUGAACGAGCUGGACCGUAGGGACGACCCAACCUUCGACGAGUCACUCCCGGGUUGUCACAUGGUCGACUCGUGCUCCAACAUCCAGACGGGCGAUCAGUUUGCUCGCCUGCUACGUCACAACUUCAACCGACACGUCAGCACGAACCGCGCGCCCCUUGGCCUCCACUUCCACGCAUCGUGGCUCAAGAGCAAGAAGGAGUUCAAGGACGAGCUCAUCAAGUUCAUCGACGAGACCGUGCAGCGCUCCGACACCUACUUCGUGACGAUGGUGCAGGUGCUGAAAUGGAUGCAAGAGCCAACCGAGUUGGCGGGUCUCCGUGACUUUGACGCCUGGAAGGAAAAGUGCGACGAGAAGGGCCAGCCCUACUGUUCCCUGCCAAACGCUUGCCCGCUGACCACUCGGGAGCUCCCCGGCGAGACUCUGCGUCUCUUCACCUGCAUGGAGUGUCCCAACAACUACCCUUGGCUCCUCGACCCCACCGGUGACGGUUUCGCCACCAAGAAAUGA